UAAAAACCGUCCUGAAAGUAGUAAGGCCUUUACUAAUAGACGUUUGUUUUGUGUUUGCGUCCAAUUUCAGAGACGUUGGAGGUCUAUGAGCAGCUGAAACAAAUCCAGGCAGCAACUACGCUGCCUACCUACAUUUAUAAUAAUUUACUUACGCUCUAUGGUUUUCAUGCUGACACAGAAUCUCAGCAGAAGGUUUUUGAAGAGAUGACACAGAGUAAUGUCAAGCCAAAUAAUUAUACUUACUCUGAACUGAUGAAGACUUUUAUAAUGAAGGAUGAUGUCACUAAUGCAAUGAGACUAUUCCAAGAUGCCAAAGAGCAGGACCUGUUUCCUACGCAUUCAGUUUGUCUUCAGUUUCUUAACUGCAUGGCGAGGUCAGGCCAAACAGAACAUUUUGAAAGUGUUCUGGAAGAUGUUGUUGCCAACAAAAUAAGAUUCCGACUUGGCAAAGACCCAGGACGUUUCCUGGCUGGUCUUGUUUAUGCUGCUGUGCAUGCUGGAAAGAAGGACCUUGUUGUGAAACUCCAACUGGAGCAUGAAAUGACAUUGUCCGCGAAGUUCUUUAUUAGACACGCGAGAAACUCUGGAGGUCGUGGCGAGGUUAAUGCCGUUUUGAACAUUAUUGAAUUCCUGAAGGAAAAUAACCUGGACUACGCAGCCAUGUAUAGUCCACUUAUUGACGCUUAUGAUGCCAGACAGGAUCUGGACUCAGUAAAGGCAGUGUAUAACAAGCUGGUCGAAGACGGUGAAAAGCUUGAGGAAGGCUUCCUUCAGCAUUACAACCAUAUACUGAUGAAGAAUUCUGGAGGAAUAACUGAGCCGAGUCAUAGCGGAUCAACUAUCAAGACCCAAGCUGUGGACGAAGAAUCUGACUCGUCGUCGAGUGAUGAUGAAAGAGAUCACGUAGAAGAUGUAGAAAAAGAUUUUGAAGAGCUGGAUAAUCCCAAAUAAGAACCUGGCUUUGAAUGUUUCAACCCUGGUACCUCCAAGAUCAACGUGGAGUACUCAGCUUUAUUUCGAUCUUCCUAGUUCACGACUUACAUCUUUCUUUUGUUUGGAGGAGGUUUUUGCAUUUGAAGAUCACCCAAUCACAAAGAACCCAUUCAGUCAGCGGAGUUCUUCGUUCGCUAGAAGUACUUCAUGUUGGACGUAAAGAUCAAGUUAUUCCGAUUUCGCUGGCAUCACACACGGAUGUUACGUUUAGCUUCCAAGUUCGCACUUUAAUGUCUUGGAAAUAUUUUUAGUGAAUUGGGAUACUUAAAGACAGCUUUGCUUCUAUGGGCUAUUUGCGAGGUACUGACCUCUGUUUCAAAACGAGUCCGUGCGAAACCUUUCAUAUGAAAGUGAGUUUGAUUUGCGUGAAAAUUUAGCACAGAAGGAGCACAUUUUCAUAUGAAUGAUUUCACACGGAGACUCGUUUUGACACAGGCAAAAGGCAACUCGCACAUGGCCUAUUGUACGUGCAUCUGCAACCUAAAGAUGAAAUUAGAGGGAGAGUUCUUGCCGUUUUUCUGCGCCUGUGUAAAAGUUUGGAUGUAUUGAUUUCCUUGACCUGAUUUGUGAACCAUUUUGAGAAUGGCUGCCAUUGUAUUGUCGUCCCUGUAUUGAAAGAAUUUAUUAAACUCUAAAUUAAGCAAUGUA
This is a messenger RNA of Orbicella faveolata, 1641 nucleotides long. Its product is annotated as leucine-rich PPR motif-containing protein, mitochondrial-like. Lineage: Eukaryota; Metazoa; Cnidaria; Anthozoa; Scleractinia; Merulinidae. Gene Ontology annotation, biological process: regulation of mitochondrial translation. Gene Ontology annotation, molecular function: protein binding; mRNA 3'-UTR binding. The record is from RefSeq and is a predicted model, not a curated record. Gene Ontology annotation, cellular component: nucleus; mitochondrion.